UAAACUGGGAAAAUAAAAAAGUUGAAGCUUCAAGAUAAAAUCCGGGUUGUGUGUAUUGGUGAGGUAGGGUUAACUUAUCAAUAUUUCAGUUUUUACAAAAAUCACGUUAAAAUAAUAAUUCAAAGUUUUUUUUCAAUUAUUUACGUAAUUUCAAUUUAUUAUGAAUUUUGAACUUCUAAUUUAUUACGGUCUGUAAUAUUCCAUGAUAUUACUUCCAACCAAGCAAAUCUGUUUUAAAUCGUAAGGGUUUUCUGUCAAGUGAAAUGGAUAAUGAUUGAGCUGUUAAGCGGCAUUUAGUAAAUAUCAUUGUAAAUUCACAUAUUGUUCAGUGAGUUCAAGCAUUCUCUGAAACGUAUCGGUUUUGCUCAUCUAUUUUUAUCCCAAUCGAUAACUUUUAUAUUUUCAAAUGGUGUGAACAGAAUUGAAGAUAAUGUUUUGGCUGAAAGUUGGUGCUGCAAGAAAACUAGAACGUUUCUUUGAUAAGACAUAGGCAAGAACUGUGAAAAAUGAUUUUCAUGAUGAGACUGUUGAUGGCAGCUACUGACUGAAGGAGGGCGAUAGUGAGGAAGUAUGGCGGCGGGAGGAAGCGGUAGGGGCGGGGCGGGGACGUCGUCACACAGCUUGGCGCACAUCGCGACGCCGCAGCGCAGUCGGCCGAUGAAGCGGCAACACCCGGCCGUGCUGAACGGCAUCGGCGGCUCCUACGAGGACAAGACCAUCGACUACCUCUGUCUCUGCUUUGAACUCAUCGAAGAGGCUCACAUCACCCGCUGCGGUCACACCUUCUGCUACGCCUGCAUUUCCAAGUCGCUUGAGAUCAACGGUCGCUGUCCCAAGUGCAGUUUCACACUGGGCAGCCACGAGCACAUCUUCCCCAACUUCCUACUCAACGAACUGGUCUCCAAAUACAAGAGCCGCGUGAAAGGAGCCGUCGAACUGGGCCUCUCCACCGACUCGGCCAGCUCGGACGCGCCUCCCGACGGCCUGCGUGACUUUGUCGCCACAGAGUCGCACACCCUCUCUCUGCCCGACGUCAAUGUCAUGCUCGAAGUCCUCACACAACGCAAACACCUCCUAGAAGCUGAAUCGUGUGCAGCUCAGAACAAACUACUCCACGAAUUUCUCAAACAUCUUUUACGGCAGAAGGAAAGCCAGCUGGUGCAAUUGAAAAAAGAAGUGGCACUCAUAAAAAAAGACAUGGAAGAGGUUGAAGGCAUUCUUAAAGAUGUGGAUGAAAGUGUGAGGCCACUUUCACUGGAGCUGGAGAGCGGUGCAGAAAGCUCGGACAGUGUGAUGGCUGUGAACGAUGUGCCGCCGCGAACCAUCAAACGAGAACUGUCUGACAGUGGUGGUGGCACCGACUCGUCGGCCAAAGAACAAGGCUCCAGCAUUGAAGGCUUCAACGGCAACUCCAAACUAAGAGACCCGAUCGGCUCAACUCUUCCAAUGCGUAGGAAACGAAUGCACGCACAUUUUGAUGAUUUUGUCCAAUGCUACCUCACCUCUCGCGCCCAGGAUCUCAUUUUUGGUAAAUCAGAUACCAAGCAGCCAGUGGACAAUACCACGGCCGGCUCAUCUGUAUCUUCCAAUUCCGGCUUGGAUGUAUUCCGGGAGAAUUUAGUUAAAUUUUCAAGAUAUAAUUCUUUACGUCCUUUAGCAACAUUGAAUUACUCUACUGAUAUUUUUAAUAAUUCUACUAUUGUGUCAAGUAUAGAGUUUGACAAAGACAAUGAGCUUUUCGCCAUAGCGGGAGUGACGAAAAGAAUAAAAGUUUUCGACUAUGGCGCAGUUAUAAGAGAUACUGUUGACGUACACUAUCCAUGCAUAGAAAUGAUAUCCAAUUCGAAAAUAUCAUGUAUAAGCUGGAACAGCUAUCAUAAGGCAACGCUGGCCAGCAGUGACUAUGAGGGCACAGUGACCGUGUGGGAUGCCAGCAUAGGACAGAGGACCAAGACGUUCCAGGAGCAUCAGAAGAGGUGCUGGAGUGUUGACUUUAACGAUGUCGACACUCGGCUCAUAGCUUCUGGCUCUGAUGACGCCAAGGUCAAACUGUGGUCACUCAAUAUGGAGCAUUCUGUCGCCUCUCUAGAAGCCAAGGCCAAUGUCUGCUGUGUCAAAUUCAACCCAAGAAGCUCUUGCCAUCUAGCCUUUGGCUCAGCCGAUCAUUGUGUACAUUACUACGAUUUGAGGAAUAUGAAAGAGGCGUUGACCAUAUUCAAAGGCCAUAGAAAAGCGGUAUCCUAUGUCAAGUUCCUUAAUAGAGAAGAAAUAGUUUCUGCAUCGACUGAUAGUCAAUUGAAAAUGUGGAAUGUUAACAAUCCACACUGCUUACGCUCAUUUGUUGGUCAUAUCAAUGACAAGAAUUUUGUUGGUCUAGCUACAGAUGGUGAUUACAUAGCCUCUGGCUCGGAAAAUAACAGCUUGUAUGUCUAUUACAAAGGUCUCACUAAACAGCUAUUCAGUUUCAAAUUCGACGCAAUGAGAAGCGUUCUAGAGAAGGAUCGGAAGGAAGAUGAUGUGAACGAGUUUGUGUCGGCCGUCUGUUGGCGUCAGUUGUCCAAUGUAGUUGUUGCUGCCAAUAGUCAGGGCAUCAUCAAAAUUCUAGAGCUGGUCUGAAUGUUGAACCCAUUCUAAGGCCAAUAGACCAACUUGGUUUAAUAGUUUGCAAAAAUCGAUCAGCAGUCAAUGCUAGCUAGUUAGAUCCACUUACACGACUGUCCCAACAAUAUUCCUAUUGAAUAAACAAUCUUGCUGAUUCAGCCUCGCUAUCUGAAAUGUAAGUAAUGUCGAUCUGUGCUAGUCGAACAAACAUUCAAAGAUAUAGUUUCUAGUAACUUAGAAAUUAGUUUCCUAGUUGAAAGUUCAAUGGCACUUCAAUAAUCUGUAAAGUUGACCUCAAGAGACAAAAAGUAGUUAUUUCUUCAAUCGCUGUAUCUGGAUCCAUUUUGGAUUUCAAAUACCUGAACUUUUUUCAGAGUUGAUGGAAAAUUAUUUUUGAAGCACAAAUGACAGAGUUUUUAUUUUUGAACUUUAUACACAAGCAAAACACCAAUAGCGUCAACAUAAACAUUGAUAACCACAUAAUAUUUUGACAAAUUUUUCAAAGUAUUUCAGAAAACUUUUCUCCAGUGGCAUUUACUUUGAAUUGAGUCAAUUCAACGCAUAUCAUAUUUGAAGAAAAUUAGUCGAGCUGCUACUUUGAUUAAUUUAAAAAUUAGUUUUUAGCGACGUCACACUCAAUAAUUAGUAAAAUAAUUUAUUCAUCCAUAACAAUAGGCAAAGUACAUUGUUAUGGCAAAGUUCAUUCGUAAUGGAAUUUCAAAUAAUGUUAUUAAUAUCUAAUUUCUCUCAUUUUUAAGCGAUUCGACUGACAACAGUGAGCAGUGUACGGGAUUGUCUGUUCUCCAUCUUUGAUCCAAUUGAACGAAGCUAUUGUGAGUCUAUUUACUUGCAGAGUUUUUUCUGUAUUAUCUGUAGAUUUCACCUUGAAUUGAGUCCCAUUUGAAAUUAAAUAUGCAAUGAAUUGGGCCCAUGUAACAUCCUUCACUUUUCUACACACUUGAAAUAGUUGAAUAGUUGAAACAGUACUCCACUAUGUAAAGUAGGCGAUUAUGUAUGUCCGUUUGUCGUAAUGAUUUCAUUUAUAAGUUAAUGGGUGCUUUUCAUGUUGAUUUUGAAUUGAUAAGUAUUUCUAUAGUUAUUAUCCACUUUUAGACUCAGUAGCCGUACAGGCUCUUUGAUUAAGCCACAACUUAUUUAUUUCAAUGUUGUGCCAUAAUACAAAAGGACGCAUACAAUAUCUUAUUUAGAAUUAAUGUGAGCUUUAGGUGUUCUUGAAUUUUUAUUUGAAUUAGUUUUAAAAGCUUUUAUGUUGCAAAUAUAGACAAGGUGUCUUAAUCAAAAGCAUCUAAAUGUUGAAUUAAAAUCUAAACGUCAUCACACAAUUUAUACAUGUGAUUAUGAUGUGCUGAUAUACAGCCAGUCAUUCCAUGGAGUUUAUGCUCAUGCUCUAGAAUAACCUAGAUAAUACAAGUGAGAAUCGGUUAAUAAAAUGAUAGAAUUAAAUACCAAUUUAACAAAUUUUAUUGAUGGUUUUUAGCUAUUUAAAAAAUGUUUAUAAACGGUUCAUCAAUGAUAUACUAGGAUUAGGUACCCGUUAUUGAGACUUGAAACCUGAUCAAUUUUAUAUCGCCAAGGUUACGCGCAUUUUCAUUAAUUCAGUUUUGUUCUAGAACAUCAAAAGCGUUUAAUAGUUAUCAAUUACUUAAUUCAAUUAGAUCCAAGCAAAUAAUCAAAACAUAUUCAUUAUUUAUAGAACAGUUCUGAAUUCUUUCACAGUGCACUUCUAUAGAAUUCCCAAUCACGUUGAUACAAAUUUCUAAGAUCUUGAUCUUGCACCGUUCUGCAGUUGAAGAUUUGUGAAUUCUGUUUCUGACUGUUUUUACAAUUUUACUGUUUGGAAAAACUAAUGCUCACAUAAUUUAUAAUAUUCUUUUGAAUAAAAUUAGGCGAUUGAAUAAAUAGUGGUCUUGAAACUUAUCCUUACUAUAUUAUUUUUACACUAAAUUUUUAAUUUAUAUAUACUUAGUACAUCAUAAUUUGCAUUCCUAUUUUCAGUAAUGUUUCUCAAUAGUAUAUCAGCUAUCGACCAAAAAUGCACUUAACUGUUGAAAAUUAAAUUUUAUUAUUUCUCAUCAAAUCUCGAAAUUUUUGUGUAAUAACUUGUAGAUUAUCAUGUUAUUUAUUAUGUGUUCUACAGAGUAUAAUAGUAUGGUCAUAAGAAAAACAAUCGGCACUCUUUUGUGUCACUAAUCACUGUAUUUAGUGAAACAUUUCACAUCUAUUACAUGAUUCAGUAUUGAUAAGAAAAUACUGAUGUAAGACUUAGAUCAAUAUAUCACUGUAUAUUAUGAGUAAAUUAUUGUAUUCGUAUUGUAUAAUAAAGUUGUUAAUAUCACUGUAAUAAAACUUAUUUUUUAUAUUUUCUUUAUUGUUUUGUUGUAAAAAUAAAUGUGUCACGUUACAAA
Nilaparvata lugens (brown planthopper) is the source of this 5027-nucleotide messenger RNA. Its product is annotated as E3 ubiquitin-protein ligase COP1. Gene Ontology annotation, biological process: proteasome-mediated ubiquitin-dependent protein catabolic process. The record is from RefSeq and is a predicted model, not a curated record. NCBI's taxonomy places the organism in Eukaryota, Metazoa, Arthropoda, Insecta, Hemiptera, Delphacidae. Gene Ontology annotation, molecular function: protein binding; ubiquitin protein ligase activity.